AGGCAAAAUCAAUCUCUCUCCUUCUCCAACGAUCUUUCCUCAGUUUUUGAUUUUCUCUGAACGAUCGAAAUCUCUAUAUAGAUUAAUUUCAUGGAUGCUUCCUUCGUCAAGCGCCUGUGGCACCUGCUUCGCGCCACCUACGUCAUGCUCCUCCGCAAGGGCUUAUCCAAGCACAAACUCCUCGUGAACCUUGACCUCCUCCUCAAACGCAGCAAACUCGCCGGAAAAGCCAUCGGAAACUUCCUCAUCCACCACCACAACCACCGCAAUGCCGUCGGAGCCGACGCCUGCUCCGCCUUCUCCUGCCGCUCCAUUACCAUAGACCCCUCCCUCGCCUUCUACGAGUACUCCAAGGACUUUGAAUUCAGCUGCAGCAAUACCCCCUCCUACCCUUCCUUCUUCCUCCCCGCUUGUCAGCGCCGCCACCACGGCCUCGACUUCGGGUACGACGCCGACGUGGCAGCGGCCAUGGUCAGGGGGCUCGAGACGCUCUCCGCGGAGAUGGCGAUCGCGCCUGACGACGCCGACUCGACCACGGCCACGCCGUCCCCCGUGCUGCUGUCUUGGAGAAACCAGGCGGGCGUCCGGCGGCUGCGAGUAACGGACUCGCCGUUCCCAGUGAUCAGGGAGGGGAAGGACGAUGGCGGCAAGGUGGAUCGGCGGGCGGAGGAGUUCAUUAAGGAGUUCUACGAACAACUCCGCCUGCAAAAAAGCGUGCCAGGGAAGCCGGAGGAUGGAGGACGCCGUCGGAAAACGGCAUAACGACCUUGCGGCCGAUCUCGAUCUGUUAACUAAAUACUUGUUACUUCACUUCUGCUUUCAGUACUCUGCUCUUCCCUGUUUAAGUAUUGGUAAUACUUCAAAAAAAACAAAAAAUGGUAAUUAGUUUGACA
This is a messenger RNA of Zingiber officinale, 893 nucleotides long. RefSeq lists its product as uncharacterized. Bases 91 to 762 code for a protein of 223 amino acids. NCBI's taxonomy places the organism in Eukaryota, Viridiplantae, Streptophyta, Magnoliopsida, Zingiberales, Zingiberaceae. The record is from RefSeq and is a predicted model, not a curated record. The transcript has a single exon.